GGCGUGACGUCACCGCGCCGCACCUCGUUGCAGCGCGGCGAUGGCGUCUCCCCGGGAGUGCGUGCCGGAGGAGCUGGAGGAUCCGCUGCGGAGCUUUGUGAGGGUUCUGGAGAAACGCGAUGGCACAGUGCUGCGACUGCAGCAGUACGGCUCCGGCGGCGUGGGUUGUGUUGUCUGGGACGCUGCUAUUGUCCUUUCCAAAUAUCUAGAGACGCCGGGGUUCUCGGGCGACGGGACCCACUCGCUGAGCCGCCGGUCGGUGCUGGAGCUGGGGUCGGGCACCGGGGCCGUGGGGCUCAUGGCCGCCACGCUCGGGGCAGAUGUUGUGGUCACCGAUCUUGAGGAACUGCAAGACUUGCUGAAGAUGAAUAUUAAUAUGAACAAGCAUCUUGUCACUGGUUCUGUUCAAGCCAAGGUACUGAAAUGGGGGUCAGAGGUAGAAGACUUUCCCUGCGCACCGGACUACAUACUGAUGGCUGACUGCAUAUAUUACGAAGAGUCUUUGGAGCCACUGCUGAAAACUCUAAAAGAUCUCAGUGGAUCUGAAACUUGUAUUAUAUGUUGCUAUGAACAGCGUACAAUGGGAAAAAAUCCAGAAAUUGAGAAAAAAUAUUUUGAGCUUCUUCAGCUAGACUUUGAGUUUGAAAAAAUUCCUUUGGAAAAACAUGAUGAAGAAUAUCGAAGUGAAGAUAUUCAUAUUAUAUACAUCAGAAAGAAGAAAUCAAAAUUGCCAUCAUGAAAACUUGAGCAGCGUUACCCAGGCCUUUGCCAGUGUGGGUAAGCUAACCACGGGAAUGCAGCAUGGGAAUGCGGCAUGGGAAGAUUGUUCACAGACUUUUCCAGCAUGUCCUUAGAGAUCCGAGAUGUGGAUGACAAGCACCACGGGCUGCCUGCCAUGUGAAACGUACUGCCUGCCUGCCAGUGAGGCUGAAACCCAGCUUAGGUUUACUUAGCUCACCAUCAAGUUCUGCUUAAGAGAAACUUUGAGAAUCCAUCCCUCAGCAUUGGUAUUGAGGUCAGCCGAAGUCUGCCAAAAAUAGUGAAGCAGCGUGAUUAACUCAACACUUUCCAGGCGAAAAGAUAAAUCGAAUCCAUUUCUGAAGACACAUACCUGUUACUAUAUAAUAAUGUUUUAAAUUCAAACAAGUACAUUUUAGUUUGUCUUCAAGAUAGGAUAAAUUUAGAAGAUUCACUUUGCAUAAUUAUGAGUAGUUUUAUCUUCUGCUUCAUAUAUCUUUACCACGUAAAUGUUCUUUAAAAAAACCCUAAGACUGUU
Molecule: messenger RNA, 1276 nt
Organism: Octodon degus (degu)
Lineage: Eukaryota; Metazoa; Chordata; Mammalia; Rodentia; Octodontidae
Gene: Vcpkmt
Product: valosin containing protein lysine methyltransferase
Exons: 6
Coding region: 41-739 (232 amino acids)
Biological process (GO): peptidyl-lysine methylation
Cellular component (GO): cytosol; cytoplasm
Molecular function (GO): protein-lysine N-methyltransferase activity
Source: RefSeq, a predicted model, not a curated record